AUGCCGCCCAAGUUUGUUCCACGCCUGCGAAAGCAGAAGCACCGGCAACAAGAGCCUGAUCAGUUGGUGGACACCAAUGUCGCGGAGCUAGCGCCCGUCUCCAAAGAUGAGAAGGAAGCAAAGAGGGAGAAAUUACGUGCUGAACUACGAGAGCAACAUACCAAUGUGUCUUCGAAGAAGCAAAAGCGCUUGGAUAAGUACAUUGAAAAUAAAUUGAAGAAAGAAGAGAACCUCGAACUCAUCAAGAAACUCGCCAAAGCGAAUGCGAAUGCGAAUACUUCUGGCCUUCAAAGCUCAAGGGAAUUGGGGCAGCGCAAGCGACCGGAACGAGACAACAUCCCAGUGGUCAAGGUUGAUAAAGCUGGCAAGGCUGGCAAAGCUAGCAAGGCUGGCAAAGCGCAAGCGCAAGAUUUCUCUGGAUAUGAUUCCGACGACUCCGAUGCCGAUCUCAAGGCCUCCGAUCCUGCGACAGAUCCGGUGAAUGCGCCAAAGCCUCAACAACCCCUAGCCCCUACCGGAAGUGGAUUGAAGCGUCCUCUCGAUCUUGGACCUGAUGGAUUCCCAAUCAUCAAGAAACGGAAGCGCUCUGCCAAAUCUGCUCCUGCACCUGCACCUGAACCAGUGAAAGAGGUCGAAUGGGAAGGAUUUGGCUCUGAUGAUGAGGAGGAUUCUGAGAUGGACGAGGAUGAUGACGAAGACGAGUCCUCUGAGGGUUCGGACGACGAGGAUGAUGACGAAGAUGAAGACGAUGAUGAGGAUGAGGAUGAAUCACCUGAGAAGAAGAUUCGGCCUCGGGAAUCCGCCUUCAAGUCAUGGGCUAUACAACAGAUCAAUGAGGCCGUUGGCUUUAAGCCAACUGACGGCCCAAUUAUCCACGAUCAAGCGCAACAGGCAUUUGCUCCCCCCAGAAAAGAGCCACGGAAUACUGUCGAUGACGAGGAUCCUCUUCCAGCAGAGCUUGCAAUGACCUAUAACAAUCCUGACCGAAAGGCCUUCAGCGUCGCUGUGGAACGUUCAGAAGAGAUUCAAACUGCACGUAUGGGUCUGCCGGUGGUCGGUGAAGAGCAGAAGAUCAUGGAGGCAAUCCACAACAACUCAACCAUUGUCAUCUGGGGUGCUACUGGUUCCGGAAAAACAACCCAGCUUCCCCAAUUCCUCUUUGAAUCCGGCUUCGGUAAUCCAGAUAGUCCCAACCCAGGUCUAAUUGGUGUAACUCAGCCUCGCCGAGUCGCCGCCGUCAGUAUGGCGAAUCGUGUCGCCCAGGAACUUGGACAGUAUUCGGAUAAAGUUUCGUAUCAAAUUCGGUUCGAGACAACCGUAUCUAAAAACACGGCCAUCAAGUUCAUGACUGAUGGUAUUCUUCUCCGUGAGAUCGCGGAUGACUUUUCUCUUCGCAAAUACUCCGUGAUCAUCAUUGAUGAAGCGCACGAGCGGAGUGUGAACACUGAUAUCCUCAUCGGAAUGGUUAGCCGUAUUGUGGACUUGCGCAAGUCAAUGAGCGAGGAAGAUCCGACCAUCACACCGCUGAAGGUCGUCAUCAUGUCUGCCACUCUUCGAAUUUCGGAUUUCACUGAGAAUGCCAGCCUUUUCCGCCAAGGACCUCCUCCUCUGGUUCAGGCAGAAGGUCGGCAAUACCCUGUCACUGUGCACUUUGCCCGUCGUACACACCGUGAUUAUGUCGAGGAGGCUUUCCGUAAAGUCUCGCGAGGCCAUCGCAAACUCCCACCGGGUGGAAUGCUCGUUUUCUUGACUGGACAAAAUGAGAUUCGUCAACUGUCCAAGCGACUGAAGCAGGCCUUCAAACCUACCGAGCGAUUGGAUACCACACAAGCCAAGGUGCAGUUUACAGCUAACGAUGCACCCUUGGAGGCAGAAGACCUGGAACUUGGUGGUACCGAAAUGCACGACAAUGGUUAUGACGAUGACAGUGAUCUGGAGAUCACUGGGCUGGACGAUCCUGAGGAUGACGAGGGCUUCGACCUUGGUGAGGAUGCCAUGGAGUCAGGUACCAAGGUUCACGUCUUGCCCCUAUACUCGCAGCUUCCCACAAAAGAGCAGAUGAAGGUCUUUGAACCACCACCAGACGGUUCACGUCUCAUCAUUCUCGCAACUAACGUUGCUGAGACAUCUCUCACAAUCCCUGGUAUCAAGUAUGUUUUCGACUGUGGUCGAGCUAAGGACAAGCAAUUCGAUUUGUUCACCGGUGUUCAAAGCUUCCAGGUUGGCUGGAUCAGCAAAGCCAGUGCAAGCCAAAGAUCCGGUCGUGCCGGUCGAACAGGCCCCGGUCACUGCUAUCGUCUGUACUCUUCAGCCGUAUACGAAGCCGACUUCGCAGAAUACACAGCCCCCGAGAUUCUGCGCACUCCCAUCGAAGGAGUCGUUCUCCAGAUGAAGAGCAUGGGUCUACACAAUGUGAUCAACUUCCCAUUCCCCACACCACCAAGCCGCCAAGGCCUCAUCAAGGCAGAGAAGCUUCUCAGGAAUCUCGGUGCCCUCUCUCCAGACGGCCAAGUCACACAAAUCGGUCGCCGUCUCGCAACAUACCCUCUCUCCCCCCGAUUCGGCAAAAUGCUAUACAUCGGCCACCAACACGGCUGCAUGCCAUACGUCAUCGCCCUAGUAUCUGCCCUCGCAGUCGGUGACCUAUUCGUCUCCCAAAACGAAGUCGACCCUACAGCCUUCGACCCGAAGCCCAAGCCAAAGGAUGACGACAGCGACAGCGACGACGACAACAGACCAGUCUACACAAACCUAGACCGGAUAGAGGAUACAGAGCGCGAGCAGCGCGUAAAGAACUAUAACCGCGUUCAACGCCUACUCAGCAAACACGACGACACAUCCGACGCCCUUAAGUUCCUCUCGGCAAUCUGCGCCUACGCCUACGCCUCCGACGGCGAAGCCUUCAGCGAACAGAUGUUCCUCCGCGCAAAAGCCUUCAAAGAAGCGACCCAGCUCCGUCGCCAGCUGACCGACAUCGUGCGCGCAAACAACCCAGGCCUAGUCAACGCUUACGAAGCUCGUCUUCCCGAGCCGUCGGUUAAGCAAGUCAAGGCCCUGAAACAGAUCGUCACGGCCGGUUUCAUCGAUCAUGUCGCUAUCCGCGCUGAUCUCGCCCCAGUACCACCUGAGAACCCUCGUGCUCCCCGUCGUGCAAUCGAUGUCCCUUACCUAACACUCUUCCGGUCGAGGGAGGGUCCAAUGGAUGAUCUCGCCCAGCGCGCUGUCUUCAUUCACCCAUCUUCUAUCAUGUCGAAGCUUUCGCCUAAGGAGAUGCCGCAGUAUAUCAUCUACUCACAUCUCCAGCAGUCUUCCGCAAGUGUAGUCUCGGACCAAGCGCCUAAGAUCAGAAUGUUCCCGCUUGUCACUCCGAGUGGAUUGCAGCUUUCUGCGUUGGCACAUGAUACCCCGCUUAUUGAUUAUGGCAAGCCGAUUGGGAAGACGGAGACUUUGGAGGGUAUCCCGCAGCGUAGAGCUUGCUGGGUUAUUCCCUCGUUGGUUGGAGAUGCGGGUGGCACUGGGUGGCCUUUGCCGGCGAAGAAGGUUGUGCAGAAGAAAGACCCGAAGGAGGGAUGGGUUAUUGAAAAGUUUGUGGGUUGA
Penicillium longicatenatum is the source of this 3597-nucleotide messenger RNA. Its product is annotated as ATP-dependent RNA helicase ECM16. NCBI's taxonomy places the organism in Eukaryota, Fungi, Ascomycota, Eurotiomycetes, Eurotiales, Aspergillaceae. Gene Ontology annotation, biological process: maturation of SSU-rRNA from tricistronic rRNA transcript (SSU-rRNA, 5.8S rRNA, LSU-rRNA). The transcript is spliced from 2 exons. The coding region runs from base 1 to 3597 and encodes 1198 amino acids. Gene Ontology annotation, cellular component: intracellular anatomical structure; nucleolus. The record is from RefSeq and is a predicted model, not a curated record. Gene Ontology annotation, molecular function: ATP binding; RNA binding.